Messenger RNA from Tetrahymena thermophila SB210, 651 nucleotides. RefSeq lists its product as hypothetical. Gene Ontology annotation, cellular component: nucleolus. Lineage: Eukaryota; Ciliophora; Oligohymenophorea; Hymenostomatida; Tetrahymenidae. Gene Ontology annotation, molecular function: double-stranded RNA binding; protein kinase inhibitor activity; protein kinase binding. Gene Ontology annotation, biological process: negative regulation of protein kinase activity. The transcript is spliced from 2 exons. The record is from RefSeq and is a predicted model, not a curated record.
UCAAAGAAGAGACUAUUGUUUAUUAUUUUCUUAAAAUAAAUUGUUUGUUAUAAGAUAGAUAUUAAAAAAGCAAAUAUUAAAGGAGUAGAAAUUCAUAAAUAAAUGAGUGAAGAUAAACCUAACAGGCCUAAGAUUUUAGUUGAAAAAGUGCAUAAUAUGACAGGCUCUACUGCAGGUGCAGGUAGUGGAGAGUUUCAUAAUUAUAGUCUUCAUAAGUAGCGUGAAAGAGCUCGUCUUGCUGCAAUGGAAUAUGAGCAUAGAUAAGAACAGAAAAAGAUAAAAUUUGAAUCAAAGCAAUAAGAGCUUGAUAAUAAAGCAGAAUAGAUAACUGAUAAGAAAAGAUAAAAGCGUCUCAAAAAAAAAUAAACCAAGCAAAAUCUAAAAUUGAAAAAGCAAGCAUAACAAUUAAAUAAAUUUUCUAAUGAUGGUUCAUUUCUUGAAUAAUUUAUGAAAACGAAGGAUUAAUAGGGCUCAAAUGAUAAUGAAAGCGAUCAAGAUGAAGAUAGCAGUUCUGACCAAAGUGAAAAUGAAGGAAAAUAAAUUAAAUAAAAUGAAUAGGAGCCAAAUUUAUAAAAAAAAGUUAAACCAAAUGAUAAUGAAGCAGAAAAAGAAUAAAACAAAGAUACUAAAUAAAAAGAAACAGAUGAUUGA